Molecule: messenger RNA, 918 nt
Organism: Anguilla anguilla (European eel)
Lineage: Eukaryota; Metazoa; Chordata; Actinopteri; Anguilliformes; Anguillidae
Product: BTB/POZ domain-containing protein KCTD12-like
Exons: 1
Coding region: 1-918 (305 amino acids)
Biological process (GO): protein homooligomerization; regulation of G protein-coupled receptor signaling pathway
Molecular function (GO): protein binding
Source: RefSeq, a predicted model, not a curated record
AUGGCUUUACUUGAGAGCACCAGCAGCAUUCCGGGUGACAAGAUGCUCUUCCCAGAGAUCGUGGAACUCAAUGUGGGUGGCCAGGUAUACAUAACCCGCUACUCCACUCUAAUCAGCUACCCAGAUUCCCUUCUUGGGAAGAUGUUCACCUCUAAGAGCAACGAAGGGCUGGCGCGUGACACCAAAGGUCGCUUUUUCUUGGAUCGCGACGGUUUCCUUUUCCGUUAUAUCCUGGACUACAUGCGUGACCGUCAGCUGCUGCUCCCAGAAGACUUUCCUGAGCGUGCAAGGCUGCAGCGGGAGGCAGAAUUCUAUAAUCUGCCUGAGCUGGCUAAAAAGCUGGCACCCAGACUCACCAAACACGACAAUGAAGGUUGUCAGAGUGACAAUGAAGAUUUCUCUUCCAAAACCAACACUGCCCAUAACCUGGACACACUUAGCGGAGCUGCUGCUCCCUGCACAGGCCUGGUGAUGGAGGGAGGGGAGGCCAGCCACCACUCUGGCUUCAUCACCAUUGGCUAUCAAGGCUCCUACACACCAGGCUGGGACAGCCAGACGGGCGCCAAGUUCCGUCGAGUGGAACGUAUAAUGGUGUGUGGGAAGACCUCUCUGGCUAAGGAGGUUUUUGGGGAUACACUCAAUGAGAGCCAGGAAUCAGAUUGUCCACCGGAGAACUACACAUCAUGCUCUUAUCUGAAGUUCUCCAGUCUAGAUCAAGCCUUUGAUAAGCUGGCUGAGGCUAACUUCACCAUGGUGGCCUGCAACUCAACUGGAAGCUGCUCCUCUGCCCAUGACCAGUCACAUGAGAAAAUCUGGACCAGCCACACAGAAUAUGUGUUCUACCGUGAGUGCGCGCCACCAAUCUUCCACACAUCUCCCCUGGCCUACGGUGUUCUUCAUGAUGCAUGGUUGCUGUAG